GCAGUGGUUCUACCGGAGCUUUCACUCUGAGGCGACGGCAGAGAGGAGAAUCCACCAGCAGCUCCGCGUCCAGCUUCUCACCGAGACAUCAUCCACCAAACACACUUCAGCAAUGGCGGAGGCCCACCAGGCAGUAGCGUUCCAGUUCACCAUCACACCAGAGGGUAUCGAUCUGCAGCUGUCCUAUCAGGCCCUGAAUCAGAUCUACCUGUCCGGAGUGCGAUCCUGGAAGAAACGAGUCAGCCGAAUCAGGAACAGGGUGAUAAAGGGAGUGUUCCCUGCGAGCCCUUCCUCCUGGCUCUUUGUUGCCAUUGGAAUCCUGGCCACCAUGUACAUGCAGUCAGACCCCAGCAUGGGGCUCAUCGCCAAGAUACAGCAGCACCUGCCGCUCAGUCUCCAUGUGUCCCUCAGUGCCCAGGGUCAGACCAUGGUGUCAGCGCUGGUCUUCAGCACUCUGUUAUGGCUCUCCCUCAUCCUGGCUCUAAGGUUCUGCCUCAAACUGCUGCUCUCCUACCAUCAGUGGAUGUUCGAACAGCACGGCAGGAUCUCCAACACCACCAAAGUCUGGGUGACUCUGGUGAGGUUGUUUUCAAGCAGGAAGCCUUUGCUGUACAGCUAUCAAACCUCUCUACCUCACCUGCCUGUUCCUCCCAUCAAAGACACACUGAGCAGAUACUUGGAAUCAGUGCGUCCCCUGUUGACUGAUCCAGAAUUUAAACGGAUGACAGACUUGGCCAAUCACUUUGAGUCUAACCUGGGGAACCGCCUGCAGCGCUACCUGAAACUUAAAGCUCUAUGGGCCACCAACUAUGUGAGCGACUGGUGGGAGGAAUACAUCUACCUGAGGAGCCGAAGUCCCAUAAUGGUCAACAGUAACUACUAUGGCAUGGACUUUCUGUAUGUGACCCCGACCCCAGUGCAGGCGGCCAGAGCAGGAAACACCAUCACUGCCUUGUUGCUUUACCGCCGCAAAGUCAACCGAGAGGAACUCAAACCAAGUCGUGUUCCAGGUACUGUCAUCCCUCUGUGUGCUGCUCAGUGUGAGAGGAUGUUCAACACAACACGCACACCAGGAACUGAGACUGAUGUGCUCCAGCACUGGCAGGACAGCGAGUUUGUGGCCGUGUAUCACAAAGGGCGCUUUUUCCGCCUGUGGGUCUACCGGGCCGGCCGGCUGCUGUCUCCCAGGGAGCUUGAGUACCAGAUCCAGAGGAUCCUGGAUGACACUUCACCCCCGUUACCUGGAGAGGAAAGACUUGGAGCUCUUACUGCUGGAGACAGGAUUCCUUGGGCUCAGAUGAGGAAGCAGUACUUCAGCUCUGGUGUCAAUAGGCGAUCCCUGGAUGCCAUCGAGAGGGCAGCCUUCUUCAUCACCUUGGACGAUGAGGAGCAAGGCAUGAGGGGAGACGACCCAGCAGGAAACUUGGACCGCUAUGCCAAGUCUCUGCUCCAUGGGAAAUGUUACGACAGGUGGUUUGAUAAAUCUUUCUCCAUUGUGAUCUACAAGAAUGGGAAGAGUGGCCUGAAUGCAGAGCACUCCUGGGCCGAUGCACCAACAGUGGCUCACCUUUGGGAGUACACCCUGGCCACAGAUGCCUUCCAUCUGGGCUACACUGAAGAUGGUCACUGUAAAGGCGAGGUGGAUCGUUCACUACCCCACCCUCAGAGGCUUGUCUGGGACAUCCCCUCAGAGGUUCAGGCUCAGGUCUGCACUUCUCUGGCUGUUGCCCAGGCCCUGGCUGAUGACGUGGACUGCCAUGUGUUUCCCUUCAGAGAGUUCGGAAAAGGACGGAUCAAGAAGUGUCGGAUCAGCCCCGAUGCAUUCAUCCAGAUCAGCUUACAGCUGGCCUACUACAGGGAUCGUGGUGGUUUUUGUCUCACUUAUGAGGCAUCAAUGACCCGUCUGUUCAGAGAAGGCCGGACUGAGACAGUGCGAUCCUGCUCCAACCAGAGCUGUGCCUUCAUCAAAGCUCUGGAGACUGGAGAGGGAGAGGAACAAUGCAGACGUCUCUUCCGAGUGGCUUCUGAGAAGCACCAGAACCUUUAUCGAAUGGCUAUGACUGGAGCUGGAAUUGACAGACACCUCUUCUGCCUCUACGUGGUCUCUAAAUACUUGGGGGUGGAGUCACCUUUUCUCAAAGAGGUUUUGUCUGAGCCUUGGCGCCUGUCCACCAGUCAGACACCCGUUCAGCAGAUGGAGCUGUUCGACCUGAAGAACAACCCGGACUACAUAUCGCUAGGUGGAGGAUUCGGACCUGUUGCUGAUGAUGGUUAUGGGGUUUCAUACAUCAUUGUGGGCGAGGACAUGAUCAACUUCCACGUGUCAUCCAAGCACUCCUGCAGUGAGACGGACUCUCACAGGUUUGGAGUUCAGAUCAGCAACGCUCUCCAAGACAUCAUGGCUCUCCUCUCACCUGACACCAAAACGUCUUCAUCUCACAAAGCUGCAGCCCAGCCUCAGAGCAAGAAGCUGCUUUAAAUCCAGAUAAUAUUCCCCCGGAGAACCCGUCAUCCUGAUCAGAAAGCACAACCUAACAGUCAAAGGUGAAUUUAAUGAGUUAAAUCAAAGGGAAAUCUCAGCCACAGACAUAAAAGUUGCUGAGCUCUUUACACCAUUUCACCACAAAAAACAAUCAGCAGCCACACCUGUCGCAUCACUGCCCUGCCGCGCUUGAAUGUUAUGAUUUGCAUUCUUCCAUUGAAAAGGCAUUAAGUUUAAAGCUGUUUCUGCGUGACUGGGCUCGAACAAAUCUGCCUGUCAGCUGUUUAGAAGCAACACACACCUUUGUUUGAUCUUCGCUCUAGUGUGUAGUUUUUGUAUUUAGUUUUGAGAGAUGCUGCUUCUAGUCCCUACUUUCUCUGAGGAUAUGAAACCUGUGACAGGCGAUUUUUUAAGAAAGACAAGGCAAAGAAGGAAAUCUUUAGAAGCAGAGGAAGACAAACACGUCUCUGACAGUAAGAUCCUAAAUCUCAUUAAAAGCAAAAAGCCCACAGGCAUCAUUUAUAACAAUUUUAUGUUCACGUCAGUGGAGAGAGGAAGGCAAAAAGGGAGGUCCAACCAAAUUAGACCCGUUUAUUUAUUGUCAUUUGAUCUGAUGUGUUUGACGGGACAUGAGGUUUACAAGUUAGACAAUGAAAGUCUCAGUCUGAUCUUUGAGAACUUCAAGUCGUUACACUUGAUGUUCAUGUGAAAGUUUUACAUAACACCUGAUCUCUGGAUGAGCAGCCUGAAUCGAUGCGGAACAUUUCAGGUCAGUAGUUUAGCUGUUGUUACGGGUACAAUAAACUCUGUAAACAGUAUGCAGAAAUGUUUUCUACCAGUCAGAAGUUUGGACACACCUUCUCCUCAUCCAGUGCUUUUUAAUACUGAAGAUUAACACUUUUUUUGUUUACAACAUAAUUCCAUAUGUAUUCUUUUAUAGUUUUGUUGUCUUCAGUAUUGAUCUACGAUGUAGAAAAUAAAUAAAAAUCAUUGAAUGAGAAGGUGUGUCCAAACGUUUGACUGGUAGUGUAUUUAUCCCACCUACUAACCUACGUGUUAAAACUUUCUGCCACAACACAUCUGUAAUCUGCAAAGCCAUUUUCUUUUUAAUUAUUAGAAAUCCUGUAUUGUUGUUAUGUCCACAUUUGCUUCCGUGGUACACUUUGUGAACAGCAGCUGGCACCGGUAUUACAAGACUCCGCAGCGCUGUUAAUUAUGAAAAACUUGAUGUCAUUUAAUCAGGAUUUAAAUGUGAAUCCAUAUAGUAGAGGUGGGGAUCACAGAGUAGGUUGCCACGUGAGGUCAUCUUGGUUUGUUAGCUAGCGAUUUAGCAAAACAACAUACUGAAAGACAAUAAUCUAUGAUGCAUCAUGAUAGUUAUGUACCUCAAAAAGCAAGAAUUUUGUAUUUACUGGCGGGUCAGUCAAUUAGUGUCAGUUUCUUCAUCUUUACUGCGACUUCCAGUCACUAUUCCCAUCAUAUAUUUAACAAGUGACACCACAAGGAGUUGACAUUUGGUGCCAGUAUAGUGAUAAUGUAUCACAACAGGAAGCAAUAUAAGAUGUAUUGUGUCCUACCCUUACUGUUAAAGAAACCAGUGACUAUAGGUGUCAGAUAAAUGUGGACUAGAAAAAAAAGAUUAUUUUCCAGAGUCGAAGGAUAAAGAAGGCACUCAAGUACCUCAGACUUGUACCUGUAUAGAGCUGGUGAGUGAAUUUCAACAUUUGUUUGAUGGCUUUUGCCUGAACUGUUGAAGUGAGAGACUGGUUUCCUUCGUGAGGUUCAACGCGGACUUAAAUGAAACUUCUUGAAACUCGAAGCAGUCACCGAUGUCUUUGAACUCCUGUUUCACAAGCAGAGUUUUCUGUUGCACUUCAGCAUCUCUGUGUGCCAGCUGGAAGACGUCCAACCAUUCUGAGAGCUUUUAGAGCUGCAUCAGAAAAUAGUCAUGAGGAAACCAAAAGCAAAAUGAUGCAAGACCGACCGAGUCACUGCUUUGCAUUUGAUUUUACUGGUCGCCUCUUAUACGUAUUCAGAUGUACACGACCAUUCAGAAGUUAAGGGUCACUUAGAAAUGUCCUUAUUUUUGAAAGAAAAGCAGUUUUUUUUUAAUGAAGAUAACAUUAAAUGAAUGAUAAAUCCAGUCUAGACAUAGUUAAUGUGGUAAAUGACUAUUGUAGCUGGAAACAGCUGAUUUUUAAUGGAAUAUCUCCAUAGAGGUACAGAGGAACAUUUCCAGCAACCAUCACUCCUGUGUUCUAAUGCUACAUUGUGUUAGCUAAUGGUGUUGAAAGGCUCAUUGAUGAUUAGAAAACCCUUGUGCAGUUAUGUUAGUACAUGGAUAAAAGUGUGAGUUUUCAGAGAAAACACAAAAUUGUCUGGGUGACCCCAAACUUUUGAACGGUAGCGUACAUAUGCGAUGCCUUUUAUGUUUUGUUUUCGGGCUGUUUUGAUGGAGAUCAGGUGAUUACGAAAAGUGCAACGCUUUAUUUAUAGCCAAGUGGGAAGUAAGGGAAGACGGGAGACGUUUAGGACUUUCUCUAUUUUUGCAUUGUAUUGUCAGCUGAGUGUACUGGUUAAUGAGGUGUAGAUGUUGUAGAUAAUGUGUGGAUGUGUGCUUCAGCUUGCCAGACAGCCGUAUUUUACUGCAGGUCAAGAGAUGAAUAAGAGUAGACUGUGCAGCGUUGGGCCUGCUGAAACCCUUUUUAUGUUCCAAAUAUCCCUACCUGCUCUGAGGAGGUUAGAACUCUCUGGGCAGAUAUCUGUUCAGAUAUGAACUAUAAGCUUGAUCUGUAGUCACGUUGCCCAUUAAUAUAAUCUGAAACAUGCUGUGGGAAUUUGGUUUGGGAUGUUAAGGAGAGGAAAAAGGCUGCUGUAGGCUCCUUGUCUUUUCUCUCGCAGUUUUUCAGGGUUAAUUUUUGUGUUUAUUCGACAGUGACAAAGAGGAUAAGUCAAAAACGUGGUGAGAAAGUAGGUCGACUCACCCCAACUACUCGCUUCUUGGGUAACUGUUCUUCUUCAAGAUGUAGAUAUACAAACAGAAAUAAAAGACAAGUUGACUCCUGGGCCAAUGGGACUUUUUGCCAAGAGAUCGAUCAGAUGUUUCCCUUCGAAAGUCCUCACACUCGACGAUUCAUCUCUACAGCGUUUCAGAAACACGUGCCUGAAUUCAAGUGUUCUCUCAGUUUCAAUGCAACCUUUUAAUCAAUGCAAUUCCUAAAGGAAACCUCACAGCGUGUAUUUCUAAACUGUUGUCCAUGUGUUUGUGUCGGUAAGAAUGUAGAAUAGUUAGCUAGCCACCGUUAGCAUCAGAAUGAGCAUCGCAGAUAUACUUUCGGGUUUUUUCUAGACCUGAAAUUACCAGAAUAUAUCGUCUUCAGAUUAAUAUGAGAGGCAACAUUUGCUAGAAGUGUCCAGAAAGUUCCACUCCUGUAGCUAUGCUCUAAUAUCUCCUUUCUAAUAACCUCAGACCACAGUGGCUUCUAUUUCUGUCUCAGGUUACACUCUUAUGGCUCAUUUUCCAAGUUGUUUUCUGCCUUUCUGAUUCUUAUUGUACGACUUUUCACUGACACAGAAUCAUGCUGACAAAUCAGUCGGUUUUGUACAAGGUUUAUAAAGAAUUUUUCUACCUCUCUGUGCUCUUUUUCAACAAUUUCUGUACGUGUGAAGCCCAAAGGAACCUGCUUGGUGCUCGUUUUUGUUUCAUUUUUUGCCUUUAUUUAAUUACUUUUUUAUAAAUCUCCAAAAACAAGCUCAUGUUUGCAUUGGAAACAGUUUGAAACAAAAAAUUUUAGAUCAUCUUUAAUUACUCAUUCGUUGUUUUGUAUAUCUUUUUAAGGAAAUAAGGGCUUCUUGUAACGUUAAAAAAAACUCUUGUAGAGCUUCAGUUAAAUGCAUUAAAAUCUCUACUGCCUGAAAGAUGGAGAACCAGUCCAGCCAAUGUGCCUGAGUCUGCUUCACUGUGCCACAUUUAUUAUUCUGAAAUGUGUCACGGAGUAAAUGAUCUUCAGCGGUUUAGAAAAUGAGCCUUUUUCAACAAGAAAUCAGCAACGCUAGCCUUUAGCAGUAGGUUUACAGUUGACUUCAUGUUAGAACUACAGAGAAAUAUUAACUGUUGCACGUGUUUUUCUGACUUAUUGUGAUCUUAGAUUUGACGUUCUGUUUUUGUCUCUUUAACCUGGUUUACUCGUGAUUUCUAAAAGACGCUAAUAUUGCUCUUUUGGUAUGUCAUUUUCAUUCUAAAACCUAUUUAAGUGUAAAUUGUGGACUUUGUGAAGGCCUUUAACAGAUGGAUACGGUGUGCUAUGUAAAAUAAAAUAUUUACUCACCCUA
Messenger RNA from Amphiprion ocellaris (clown anemonefish), 6814 nucleotides. It is a transcript of the gene cpt1a2b, whose product is annotated as carnitine palmitoyltransferase 1A2b. The record is from RefSeq and is a predicted model, not a curated record. Gene Ontology annotation, cellular component: mitochondrion. NCBI's taxonomy places the organism in Eukaryota, Metazoa, Chordata, Actinopteri, Pomacentridae. Gene Ontology annotation, biological process: fatty acid metabolic process; carnitine metabolic process. Gene Ontology annotation, molecular function: carnitine O-palmitoyltransferase activity. The coding region runs from base 113 to 2479 and encodes 788 amino acids. The transcript has 19 exons.